UGUCCGCGUUCAUUUAAAACGGCGAAGUGAAGUGUGCCCGAUCGCUUUUCACUGCUUACUUCUGUCCGUUUGUAUGUUGGGCGACACGAACAGCCGAUUUCAGAGGCAGAGGCAUCUGUUAAAAGAAAGAAGCGCACAUCAGGACAGAAAACUUGAUUAUUUGUUAUUAACAGAAAUAAUGCUGAUAUUGGGAACUCAUGUCGCACGUCUAUGAAGAGAGACCCACAAUGAUAGCCGCAGGCGAGUUGCAGUCGUUUGUCCCGUUCGGUCGUGAGCACUGCAAAAAUCACCCGAAUGCUGUGAACCUCCAGCUGCGGCAGUUGCAGCCGGCGUCUGAGCUCUGGUCCUCUGAUGGGGCCGCUGGACUCGUGGGGUCCCUUCAGGAGGUCACUUUACAGGAGAGAGAGAAGGAGCGCUGGCAGCUGAGGAAGGGAAUGGCUGCUGAUGGGGUUCAUUAUGAGGAGGAGCUGUAUGUGGUCGGAAACAUGGUCAUAUGGAGCCAUGGUAGUAAAAAUCAAGCCUCUUGUGUUUACAAGGCUUUCACUGUGGACAGCCCUGUUCAGCAGGCUCUGUGGUGUAAUUUUACUGUCCCUCAGCCUAAAACGGAUGCGAAAGAUGUGGUGGAGCAGACAGUGUGUAUCGUCCAGAGCACCUGUGUGAACGUUCACAGCACGAGUGGAAAAGACUUCAUAUCUCCACUCCCCUUCCAGGUCUCUACUCUUUGGUCGACAAAGUUUGGUCUGCUUUUAGAGCGCAAAAACAUCACAGCUGAAGGUCACAUGAGCCCCAGCAGGGAACCUCUUCCGACACUCUUCAGCAUGCUGCAUCCCUUAGAUGAAAUUGCACCUGUUGUUUGUAAGUCUACAGGUCUGUUUGAGUCACGGCUCCAGUAUGUCUCAGAUAGCGCUCUGAGAGUCGUGUUCACGUGCCUUGAGCCCUCCAUCAUCAUGACGUAUGACACGCAGCAGUGUACGCACACAGUCUGGGCUCUGCGUAAAGUCACACCUGAGGAACAGAGAACAGUGUUAAAGUGUCCCGAGCAGCCCGGGCCGGUUCACACACCCGGUGCAGCCCCCAGCCUUCUCGGCCCCCACCUAAGAAACGUAACCCGGCUGGACUUGCCCGCCUCACCCCUGCACUGUCACGCCCUACACAAUCAAAGCCGAAUCCCAGCCUCCCCCGGCCUGCACUCUCGUGUUCACUCACCCAGCAUUUCUAACAUGGCUGCUCUCAGCCGGGCUCACUCUCCUGGCAUCGCCACGCCCUCCUUCUCUGGAGCUCAGCGCUUCAACACGUCGUUCCACACUCCUUCUCCGCGAGGUCACAGCAUCCUGGCUUCACCCAACAGCACUCUAAAUGAUACCGCCCUGACGCCCGAAAUGGAGCCCAUUCCCCCAGACCUCUGCAUUGAACAGCUGUGGACAGAGACCAGUGGUACCUCCAGGGAGAAGGCCGGUCAUGCGUCUAAAGUCUUUAUCACCUCUGACCUGUGUGAGAACAGGUACCUGUGUUUCCUGAUCGAGUCCCACCAGCAGCUCAGGUGUGUCAAAUUUCUUGAGAGCAACGAAACAUCUCAGUUAAUAUUUGCAUCAGUGACCAUCAUCAGUGCAAAAGACGCUGUGCCCCUUGAGGACAUUCAUGCCAUGCUGGUGCUGGAAGCCAGUGGAAGUCUGGUCCUUUACACGGGAGUCACACGGGUCAGCAAAGUGUUUGUCCCAGGUCUUCUGUCUCCCACUUUCAGUGUACCGAAUCAUCAGCCCCAGUUAAGCACACCUUUCGAGAAUGUGAGCACUCCGGCCAGGGCUACGGUUCAGCACAUAAGUCGACUGGAGGAGGUCGGCAUGCCGUCCCCAGUGUUGGAGAUUCGAAGCUCGGCACAGCACCACGAGUCGUCAUGGAUGGAAGAGUCACCGUUUCAGCAGGCUGUUUCACACAUUCACACGCUCAGAGACGCUGUUGGCAACAAACUUACGCUGGAAUUAAGCACCGGCUCGAUGUUAAGAAUCACCAUUCCUGAGGUGGCCACUUCAGAACUGGUCAAGCGUUGCUUGCAAGCUAUCAGAUUUAUUCUUCCCAAAGACACUGCCAUGAAAGUGCUGGUCAAGUGGUACAACAGUUACAACGCCCCUGGAGGUCCCAGCAUGCACCUGGAGUGGAACCUGUUUGUGACGUGUCUAAUGACAAUGAUGGGUUACAACACAGAGCGACUGACAUGGACGCGCAAUCUUCAUUUUGAAGUGCCUCUCUCGCCAGUAAUUGCCCCUAAAAAAGCUCGUCCUGCAGAGACAGGUUCUGAUAAGGAUUGGGCAUACCUCCGUUGCUCCAACUACCACUGGCAGGUUUCCAUGCGACCUGUUGUGGCUGUUCAGGGCAUGGAGGCGGUGUCGCCCCCUGCUGGUGUGGAGAAGUAUGAGUCUCCUUUGGGUCUGGAGUCUUCUGCACUGCUCUUUCCACACAUCCCAGUUCUUUUCUACGUGCUGCACCUGCUUUAUGAAGACCUGAAACUGGACGAGCUCCAGCGAAGUGGGGCGAGAGCUCUGGUCGUCCUUCUGCAGCAGAUGGCCAAGGACCUACAGCUGGACGAAUACAUUGAUCUGUACUGGCGCGAUUACCCCUCAUUCAUCAAAACCUUCAAGGAGGCCUGCGUGAUUGAUCAAGACCAGAUGGAGUUAAUGACUUGGCCAGUGUUCUUAAAUGGAGAGGCUCCAUGUGUUUUCGGGUGGCUUAGUCGCUGUCUCAGAGGGCAAAAUGUGCUACCCUUUCCCUAUUUGCCUGGUAUCUGUCAGAGGACCAAACUACUAGUGCUGAGCUACGCCCUGUAUGUGGUUGGAGAUGAGGAUGCAAUCUCAACCAACGUGUCUAAGUACCUCUCCAAGCUAUCAGCAGGGCAAAAGAAAAACUUCAGCGAGUCUUUUCUGAGCAGGCAGAACAGCGUGAAGCUCGGUCCAUCAUCCGGCUGUUUGGCUGAGAAACUGGUGGUUUGGUUAACCUCUUCAGGAUUUACAUUGAAGGAUCUUGAGUCCGUUCCGUUUGGUGUGGCUCUGCCGAUCAGAGAUGCCAUCUACCAGUGCAGAGAACACCCCUGCUCUGAUUGGUCUGAGGAGGUCUGCGCUCUGAUUGGACGACAAGACCUGACCAAGCAAGCUCACAAAGUUACCCUAGCCAAUCGUAAAUCGGCUGUGGGUCUGAAUGUGAUGUUAGAGCCGCCAGUCACCAACGAAGCAGAUGAGGAGGAGGACGGUAUGGCGGACCUGCACCCAGAUGUCAUGGGCUUGAUCUGGAGUCAGGACCUGAGGGUACAGGAGGUCAGACGUCUACUUCAGAGCUCCAGACCUGUACGGGUCAAUGUGCCCCACCUGCCUGAAGUCAGUGACCACGAGUACAUUGAGGAGAAAGAGAACAAGCUACUACAAUUGUGUCAGCGCACCAUGGCUCUUCCUGUCGGGCGAGGGCUCUUCACUCUCUUCUCAUAUCACCCUGUGCCAACUGAACCACUCCCUGUGCCCAAACUCAACCUGACUGGUCGGGCUCCUCCUAGAAACACAAUGGUGGACUUAAACAGCGGCAACAUUGACGUGCCGCUCAACAUGACCUGCUGGCCGAGCUUCCAUAACGGAGUUGCAGCCGGAUUAAAAAUCGCUUCCGCCUCUCAAGUGGAAUCAGCCUGGAUUGCCUACAAUAAACCCAAAAGCGCUGACCUUGCCAAUGAGUACGCAGGGUUCCUCAUGGCUCUGGGCCUUAAUGGCCACCUGACCAAAUUAGCAACACUUAACAUCCAUGACUACCUCACCAAGGGUCACGAGAUGACAAGCAUCGGGCUUCUGCUAGGCGUAUCUGCUGCCAAACUAGGCACCAUGGAUAUGUCCAUCACCCGCCUGCUAAGCAUCCACAUCCCUGCGCUGCUGCCCCCCACUUCAACCGAGCUGGAUGUGCCGCACAGUGUUCAGGUGGCCGCUGUGGUCGGCAUCGGUCUGGUCUACCAGGGUACCGGACACCGGCACAACGCUGAAGUGUUGCUGGCUGAGAUCGGCCGUCCUCCGGGUCCUGAGAUGGAGUAUUGUACAGAUAGAGAGUCUUAUUCUCUAGCAGCGGGGUUGGCACUUGGCAUGGUCUGCCUUGGACACGGCAGUAAUUUGAUCGGAAUGACCGACCUCAACGUUCCCGAGCAACUCUAUCAGUAUAUGGUCGGAGGACACCGGCGAACACAUGCUGGCAUCAACAGAGAGAAACACAAGUCUCCAAGCUAUCAGAUUAAGGAAGGUGACACUAUCAAUGUGGAUGUGACCUGUCCUGGUGCAACGCUUGCCUUAGCCAUGAUCUACCUGAAAACUAAUAAUAGGUCUAUUGCUGAAUGGUUGAAAGCCCCUGACACCAUGUUCCUGCUGGACUUCAUUAAACCCGAGUUUCUGCUGUUAAGGACGCUGGCCAGAUGUCUGAUCAUGUGGGAUGAGAUCUUUCCCAAUGCAGACUGGGUGAAAAGCAACGUCCCUCAGAUUAUCCAAGAGAACAUUGGAAACCAGGACCAGGCGGCCGUCUCUGAAGAUCUCAACAUGGAGACUUUAGUACAAGCUCAUGACUAUAUUAUCGCUGGAGGCUGUCUGGCCGUUGGGUUUCGGUUUGCUGGGUCUGCAAAUUCAGAUGCAUUUGAAUGCCUGUACAAAUUUGCCCGCAACUUCAUGCAGUGUCUGACAACGUCUACAGCUACCGUGACCGGACAGUAUAACCUGCAGACGUGUCUGAGUAUGGUCCUCCUGGCCGUUUCAAUGGUCAUGUCCGGUUCGGGGAACUUGAAAGUGUUGCAGCUGUGUCGAUUCCUCCAUAAACGCACCUUUGGUGAGAUGAACUACGGCUUCCACAUGGCCCAUCACAUGGCUUUGGGUCUGCUCUUCCUGGGCGGAGGAAGGUACACGCUCAGCACUUCCAACUCGGCUAUUGCCGCUCUCCUUUGUGCACUUUAUCCUCAUUUUCCGGCUCACAGCACUGAUAACAGGUAUCACCUUCAGGCUUUACGGCACCUGGUUGUCCUCGCUGCAGAAGCUCGCCUGCUGGUUCCUGUAGACGUGGACACGCUGAAACCCUGCUAUGCUCUGCUAGAUGUCACCUACAAGGAGACGCAGUGGUACGAGGAGACCACCGUUGAGUUAAUGGCUCCCACUAUGCUGCCUGAACUUCAUCUUCUUAAACGGAUUAUGGUGAAAGGUCCAAGAUAUUGGGAGCUGAACAUUGACAUCAGCAAAGGAACCCAACACCUACAAUCAAUUCUCUCCAGAGAUGGCGUUCUGUAUGUAAAGCUUCGGGCGGGACAACUCCCAUACAAAGACGAUCCACAUGGCUGGAAGAGUCUUCUGGCUCCCAACCUCAACAACAGAAACCCUGAAGCUCACACAUUUAAGCCCGAGGCCAUCUCAACCUUCACCUCAGACGCGGCUUUGGUCUCCUUCGCCGAAUACUUCUGCAGAGCCUCGGAAAACAUGAAGCAUAAGCGGGAGACAGUGGCUUUAUUGUCAGCAAUUCUGUACGAAUGUGUAACACAGGAAAACCCAGAAAUGCUGCCGACACACAUCUCUAUUGACCAGGCCGUGCGCACUCUUGAAAGGGACGAUCUUUGCGAAACGUUCAGUCUUUGGCAGAUGAAGUUGGUUCUGGAAGUUUGUGAGAGCAGAGUUUUGCAGCAGAGACUCAGAGAGGAACCCGGUCGCGGCCUACUGCUCACUUCCGAGUUUCUUCCCGUCAUGAAGAGCUCAGCAGAUCGAACCCUGGAUCGCUGGCUCUGUGAUAACAGCGGGGUACUGCAGGCGUACUUAAAAGGGCAGCCAAUAAACAACGAUAGUGAUGUCAACAUGCUUGCCUGCUUUUUGGUCUACCAUUCCAUUCCCAGUCUCAGGAAAAUUAUGGCCUCUGAUCUUGAAGGAUGUUCCUGUUUUCCAGAGUUGCUCCUCAAGAGCAGUCAGUUGGGCGUUCCUGUCCGUGCUCUGCUGCGCUUGAGUCCACUUCUUCUGCAGAAUCACAUUUCUUGAGUUCAGACACAUCUAAAAACUUCUGAAAUCCGAACAAACCACCGACUUACAGAAACCUGCUGUAGCCUCAACACUUUGUGUCGACUUUUAACAUGUAUGUAUUAUGUGAAAAUGAUAUCAUUCUGUGUCUUGUGAACGUGAGUAUGCACAGAUGCUCUUUAGAAGCAUAGCUAGUCAUCUGUUUUCAAAUGUAAAUAGUUUGUAUCUAUAUUUGUACUUAUGAGGCCAUAAAUAUAACUUGAAGGAAUGUUUUGAUAAAAUAUGCAUGAAUUUGUACUAAACAUUACUUCUUGUCUGGUUUUGUCAGAGGUGUCUAGUAUUGUUUUUCUACAACGGACAUAAAUGAUAGAUUUAAAGAGCACCAAUUAUCUGAUUUAUACAUUUCAUUUGGUGUGUAAGUGUGUGUUAGUACAUGUAAAGAUAUGCAAAAGGUACAAACCCCAAAGUAAACGAUGACACAAGUUAUCAUAUCCAACGUAAAUCUCUUUUCUUGGACUACAACAAACACACAGAUUGUAGGCAACAGUUUACUUCCUGGGAUUGGUGAUGUAGAGAAGACCGGCAUUAUCAUAAUUCCUCCCGCUUGGACUCACAGCCUGUUAGUUAACUCCUGUUAGCAUUGCAUUGUGAUUGAAUCUUUCAAACAUGGUAAGAAGCGUCACAUUUCCAGCUGACGUCAGAUGAAUUCAGGCCAAUCGCAAUGUACAGAUUAGCUGGCCAAUCAGGGACACAGAGCUUUUCAAAUUGAUGAGUUUUGUACAAAAUCCAUGUGUUUCAGUAAGAGAAGGAAAUCUAGAGUAUUUUAUAUGAAAAUAAUCUGUUUUUUGAACCCUAAACCACGCGAACACAUUGUAUACCAAAUACACACAAUAACGUUGUUUUUGGCAAUGAAAUAGGUGCCGUUUAAAGGUGCUGUGUGUAGAUUUGAGGAAUCUAGUGGUGAGAUUUUGAAUUGCAACCAACGGCUUAGUCCACCGCUCACCCCUACCUUUCAAAACGUGUAGGGAAGCUAUUAGAGGUCUUCACGCGUCCACUUAGAUCCGAAAACCCGAGGUCCGACCCGAGACCCGAUCGGGUUCGGGUCUAAAAGUUUCACAUGUGCCUCGGACACGGGUCGGGUACAAUAAUAGCGGCAUCGGGUCUCGGGUAAUUUAAAAAUGAAUGUGUUUUUUCUGAACGGACCCGAGAAGACCCGAACUCUCUCGCCUGUGUGCGUCAAUGUCCUUUUCAAACCUCUCAUCUGUUUGCCAAGAGCGCUUGCGACAUUGUGUGGUUGUCGGAAGGUUCAU
Paramisgurnus dabryanus is the source of this 7306-nucleotide messenger RNA. RefSeq names its product anaphase promoting complex subunit 1 (gene anapc1). Gene Ontology annotation, molecular function: molecular adaptor activity. NCBI's taxonomy places the organism in Eukaryota, Metazoa, Chordata, Actinopteri, Cypriniformes, Cobitidae. Gene Ontology annotation, cellular component: anaphase-promoting complex. Gene Ontology annotation, biological process: metaphase/anaphase transition of mitotic cell cycle; anaphase-promoting complex-dependent catabolic process; protein K11-linked ubiquitination. The record is from RefSeq and is a predicted model, not a curated record.